CGUGUAGUUUAAUUACAUAGCGAUUGUAUCUUACAAUGUGUAUACUCCAAGUCACACAGUGCUUUGUUUAAAAAAAAACAUGGCGCCACAACCAAGCUUACCGAAUCUAAUUGCUCAUAUAAUAGAUUUGCCCAACCCCGACUUGCAACUGAUAACGAACUGUUGUUUUGCACCGAAAUGCAUCACCAUGUCAGUCGUGAACACUAUGCACGACGCAUUCACCCUUUCAAGAUGGUGAAGAUAUUUGUGGGCAACCUGCCCCAGGAGGCAACCGAGGAUGAAAUCAAGGCCCUCUUCACUGAGUAUGGCACAGUGACUGAAUGUUCCAUCAUCAAAAACUUCGCCUUCGUCCACAUGGAUGACCGCAAGGCCGCGGUGAAAGCUAUCAAGAAUCUGCACUUCCAUAAGCUCCACGGUUCAGCCAUCAACGUGGAGGCCAGUCACGGGAAGAACUACGGCGCAGUUAAGCUCCAUGUGGCCAACGUGGAGCGGGGAACGGACGACGACCUGCGUGCGCUGUUUGAAGAGUAUGGGAGGGUCACCGAGUGUGCAGUCAUCAAGAAUUUUGCUUUCGUGCACAUGGCCAACUCCGAUGAAGCCAUGGAUGCCAUUCAGGGGAUUGACAACACCGAGUUUCAUGGCAAACGUAUCCAUGUGCAGAUUUCCAAAACCAGGCCCAGAGGUGAGCAGGAGGACUAUCCUCCCCCGCCCCCAGACGGUGGUGGCUUUUGGCCUCCCCCUCAUUACCCAGGAGACGGGCCUGAGCCCCCCCCACCAGGCUACAUGAGAGGUCGCCCCCACAUGCCCCCAGGUUACCCUGCCCCACCGCUGCCGCCACCUCCUCCCAGGCGAGCCGCCUACCCCGAGCGCCCCUAUGAGGACGAGCGGGGCAGUUACGGCGUGGUAGAUUACUACGAAAAGUACAGAGCCCGUCCGUAUGGCUACGAGGCCCAACGCCCGGGUGGCCCGCCUCCGCCGCCGCCGCCACCACCUCCACCUCCUCCCAGCGUUGCGCGAGACCGUCUCAUGAACCCGCCGCUUGACCCGUAUGAGCGUCGACCCCCGCCGCCUCCUCCCCCUCCUCCGUCGGCGUAUUAUGCCCGAGACCGCAGCCCCCACCGAAGACCGCCAAACGGGGCCAUUCCUCCCGCCGGUAACGGCUACUCCUACGAACGUUCUCGUAUCCCUCCUGUUUCCCGAGUCCCACCGUACGGAAUUCUUCGGCCCAGGGACCCCUACGCAGAGCGACUGCCCCCCCCGCCACCGCCGCCGCCUGCUCGCUACCCUUAUUAAGCGAUGUGGCGCCGUUUGAAGUUGAGGAUCGUCGCUCGUCUAUGUUGCCGCUCGCCAUCAUCGGAUGUUUGUGACGCUAUCCACUUCCUGUCUGCGACGCAGCGCGUUAUUGUUCCCCUGCAAAGCUCUCAGGAGGAACUGAAAUGGCGACGUCCACGUCUUUUCUUGUUUUUUUUAUUAUAAUUUUGGUCCAGUUUUUACAGACCCUUACCUUUCUCCCUUUUUGAUUGUGAUUGUGAUGUAGGACUUUUAAAGCGUUAACUCUUUUCAUUACGGUAUUUUUUGUGACGUUAGAUAGCAGCCGGUCUUAGCCGAACUGUUACUGUACAUAUCUAAACGUGUUGAUGUUUAAAGUAGUGCUGCACGAUUCUUCCAGCUUGUCGAACGCUCUCAUCCAAUGAGCUGUGAAGAUUUAACUAACUUAAACGUUUCACCGUCUGAGGACACAAGAGCGCUCGCUUGUCUGUUUACCUUGUCUUCAAAUGAUAUAUUUGUGUCGUCUUGUGUAGUCUAAAUAAACCCAACGGGGAAGAAACACCAACAAGUGUGGCCCCUUUUAAAAAUACAAAAAAAACAUGACUUUUCUUUCUCCGAGCCGCGUUGUCUUAAAAGUGACGUACAAAACGUAUUGAGAAUUAAAAUCCCCCCCUUCAGGCUUUAUCGAAAUUGUCUGAGGCUCGCCGCACUUGAUUUAACAUGUACAUAACUGACAUUCAUGCAGAGGCUCAGGCCUGCAGUCGGGGCAGGGGUGGCAUCCAGAGGCGGAAGACCCUCAGAAACAGGUAAGUCAAAUCUCAAUUGUGUUUUGAUCAAGUCACUUCAAUGAUUUGGAGGAACGUGACAAUUCACAUGGAAUGGCUCCCUUUUAAAAGUGCGUGUGUGUGUGUGUGUGUGUGUGUGUGUGUGUGUGUGUGUAUUAUAUACUCACUGGAUUUGGUGCUGAUUGUGUCUGAGAAAUGUUGCAUUAACAACCUUGUAUUCUUACCUGCAUUAAUAAAGAA
Molecule: messenger RNA, 2294 nt
Organism: Doryrhamphus excisus (bluestripe pipefish)
Lineage: Eukaryota; Metazoa; Chordata; Actinopteri; Syngnathiformes; Syngnathidae
Source: RefSeq, a predicted model, not a curated record